UGUGUGUGUGUGUGUGUGUGUGUGUGUGUGUGUGUGUGUGUGUGUGUGUUGUCACGUGCUCCACGGGUCUGCGGUAGCUAGCAUCUCGGCUAUUAGCGCCGCUCGCGACUUCCGCUUUUCUGAUUAAAUCCCAAAAAAAAGAAAAAAGCAUCCGCGUGGUUUCACUUUCAGGCGCGAGCGCGUUUCAGUGUGACGUGUAAAUAUCGAUCAUUUCCGGUCAUCAUGGCGCUGCUGCAGCGGAUGAAAGUAGCGAACGAGAAACACAGCAAGACCAUCACACAGCGGGGGCACGUGCAAAAGACCGCGGUGCUGAUGAUCAUCAGUUUCAUCUGUAGGUUGAUCCCCAUUGAUGAAGUGAUAAAGAAACAGCGGUGUAGGAGCUUCAAACUGGCGGGUACAGGGAGAGGAGAAAUCUCCAGUGGGACCGUGGCUCCUCGCUCUGUUUGUGUUUGUAGUGUGUGGAUCAGCUAUUUUUCAGAUCAUACAGAGUAUCAGACAGGGGAUGUAGGAUCCUGAUGUAUGGCUCUGAGUGAUGGUCAAAAUGAAGCUCCUCCCACUGAAUCUUGUCUGAUCAUCACCUACUCCUGUGUAGAGUUUACAUUACAGUGGAACUGUUCUCUCACUGACACUCUGUGUGUGUGUGUGUGUGUGUGUGUGUGUGUGUGUGUGUGUGUGUGUGUGUAAUGCUAUGCAAUGAUUUUAUACAAGGAAAUAAACUAUUUUCUCUACA
Messenger RNA from Silurus meridionalis, 730 nucleotides. RefSeq lists its product as uncharacterized. Gene Ontology annotation, cellular component: endoplasmic reticulum. Gene Ontology annotation, biological process: endoplasmic reticulum unfolded protein response. The transcript is spliced from 4 exons. The coding region runs from base 223 to 516 and encodes 97 amino acids. The record is from RefSeq and is a predicted model, not a curated record. NCBI's taxonomy places the organism in Eukaryota, Metazoa, Chordata, Actinopteri, Siluriformes, Siluridae.